UUUACAACUGAUAUCAAGCUUCAGGACGUCACAGCGGAGUGGAAACAUGAAGACAAGAAAGUCCACGUUUAUCAGAGAGACCAAAACCAGUCUUACAUACAAAGUCGCACAGAAGUGAAGAACGAGCAAAUAAAAAUGGAGACCUCAGUCUGACCCUGAAAGACCUCCACCUCACUGACAGUGGAGUCUACACCUGCACCGUCUACAACAAGGAUGGACACAUGCUGCUACAGAAAUCAGUGACUCUCAGUGUCAGAGAGUACCAGCUGGAGAUGGUGGAGGUGACACAGGGGAAGGAGUUUGUCCUGCUGCCCUUUAAAAUCAAAGAAGGCUUCACCCAGGAUGUCAAAGUGGAGUGGAAACACAAAAACAAGAUGGUCCAUGAGUAUCAGAUUGGUAAAGACCAGUGUCACUUAAAGGGCCAAGAUCAGAAACAGCGCACUGAGAUGAAGAAAGACCCACUGAACACUAAAGACCUCAGUCUGACCCUGAAAGACCUCCACCUCACUGACAGUGGAGUCUACACCUGCACCGUCUACAACAAGGAUGGACACAUGCUGCUACUACGAAAUCAGUGA
Oreochromis aureus is the source of this 578-nucleotide messenger RNA. RefSeq names its product V-set domain-containing T-cell activation inhibitor 1-like. Gene Ontology annotation, biological process: immune response; cell surface receptor signaling pathway; cellular response to lipopolysaccharide. The transcript is spliced from 2 exons. The record is from RefSeq and is a predicted model, not a curated record. Gene Ontology annotation, cellular component: external side of plasma membrane. The coding region runs from base 222 to 578 and encodes 118 amino acids. NCBI's taxonomy places the organism in Eukaryota, Metazoa, Chordata, Actinopteri, Cichliformes, Cichlidae.